Molecule: messenger RNA, 1535 nt
Organism: Cornus florida
Lineage: Eukaryota; Viridiplantae; Streptophyta; Magnoliopsida; Cornales; Cornaceae
Product: gamma conglutin 1-like
Exons: 1
Coding region: 83-1354 (423 amino acids)
Biological process (GO): proteolysis
Molecular function (GO): aspartic-type endopeptidase activity
Source: RefSeq, a predicted model, not a curated record
ACCAUGCUCACAACCCACACCACACAGUCACACACCACUAUUCCAUUCUCUCUUGCCAAACCUUUGCUCAACCUAUCCUCUAAUGGCUCCCACUCUUCAUCUUCUUCUUGUCCUCUUCUCUGUCUUCUCUCUUUCAUUCGAAUCCACGCCCCCCUUCAAGCCUAGCACGCUUGUCUUACCGGUGCAGAAAGACAGUUUCACAAGCCUUCAUGUCGCGAACAUUCACAAGAGGACUCCUCUCCAAUCCAUCCCAUUUCUAAUCGACCUCAAUGGCCGGUUGUUGUGGGCUAACUGCGAGCAACACUACCUGUCAUCGACCUACAACGCCCCGCUGUGCCACUCGACUCAAUGCUCACGAGCCAAUAGCAACUACUGCUACAAAUGUUCCUCCCGGGCAAGGCCUGGCUGCCACAACAACACAUGCGGAGUCCUAACCACAAACCCCAUCACGCUUCGCACCGGAGUCAGUGAGCUAGCCCUAGAUGUCCUCUCAAUCCAAUCCAUCCGAGGAUCGAACCCUGGGCCUAUGGUCACUGUCCCGGAGUUCCUCUUUGCUUGUGCACCUUCAUUCUUGUUCCAAGGACCGCUACCCAAAAAUGUCCAAGGAGUAGCUGGUCUAGGGCACACACCAAUAGCCUUACCAACUCAACUUGCCUCUCACUUUGGGUUUAGGCCACAAUUUGCUUUGUGUCUCUCUUCAACUACGAAUACAAAUGGAGUCAUUUUCUUUGGAAAUGGACCUUACUAUACUCGCCCCGGCUUAGAUAUUUCGCGCCAGUUAGGGUUUACUCCAUUGACAAUUAGUCCACUAGGAGAGUACUACAUACAAGUGAGCUCAAUAAGGAUCAAUCAAAAGCCUGUCCCAAUCAACACAUCUGUACUUUCGAAAAACAAACAAGGGUUUGGUGGGACAAUGAUCACCACAACAAGUCCUUACACAAUUCUAGAGCACUCAAUUUAUAGGGCUUUUACGCAGUUCUUUUGCAGCCAGCUCCCGAAUGAGCCCCAAGUGACGCCGGUGGCGCCGUUCGAAACUUGUUUCGAUGCGAGGAAGUUGAAGAGCACGAGAGUUGGGUAUGGGGUUCCUAGCAUUGAUUUUGUUUUGCACAAACAAAACGUGGUUUGGAGGAUGUUUGGCGCGAACUCGGUGGUGCAGGCGCGGCCUGGGGUGGCGUGUUUGGCGUUUGUUGACGGAGGGUUGAACCCGCCUAAAGCUUCGAUUGUGAUAGGGGCGUACCAGUUGGAGAAUAAUCUGCUUCAGUUUGAUCUGGCAAGGUCUGUGUUGGGUUUUAGCUCUUCGCUGCUGUCCCAGCGCACUUCUUGUGCCAACUUCAACUUCACCUCCACUCCAUAGGUAUAUAUAGAGAGAGAGAGAGAAAGAUUGUGUGUGUGUAAUGUGUGUGUGUGUGUGAGAGAGAGGGGGAUGGAGAGCAUGUGUUAUGUAUGUUGGUGUGAGCUUGUGUCUGUGUGUGUAAAUUUCUGUUGUCAAUAAACUGCCAUCUUUGUUUUUGAUGGCUGAAGUGUUAGAUAUUAAA